This is a messenger RNA of Betta splendens (Siamese fighting fish), 1763 nucleotides long. RefSeq names its product multidrug and toxin extrusion protein 1-like. Gene Ontology annotation, biological process: xenobiotic detoxification by transmembrane export across the plasma membrane. Gene Ontology annotation, molecular function: xenobiotic transmembrane transporter activity; antiporter activity. Lineage: Eukaryota; Metazoa; Chordata; Actinopteri; Anabantiformes; Osphronemidae. The record is from RefSeq and is a predicted model, not a curated record. The transcript has 17 exons. Bases 9 to 1763 code for a protein of 584 amino acids. Gene Ontology annotation, cellular component: membrane.
UCGGCGGAAUGAACCGAUCCAGCGACAUGCAGGAGCCCAGUGACAAGCUGUUCUGCUGCACGUGGCUGCGCAACAAGGUUCCGCUCACCUGCAGAGAUGAGCUGUACCACCUCCUGAGGAUGACAGGGCCCCUGCUUCUCUCUCGAAUCCUCCUUUUCCUGCUUCCAUUCGUGGUCACCAUGUUCUGUGGGCGUCUGGGUAACGAAGUGAUGGCUGGCUAUGGAUUAGCUUCUGCUACCAUCAACGUGACCACUGCAGCAACAGGGUGUGGUCUGGCUCUGGCAUGUGAUACCCUGGUGUCUCAGACGUUCGGUGGUAAGAACCUGCUGCGGGUGGGGGUGAUCCUGCAGCGAGGCGUCAUCAUCCUGCUGCUGUUCUGUCUGCCCUGCUGGGGUCUGCUCAUAAACGCUCAGGCCGUCCUGCUACGCCUGGGCCAGGAUCCCACUGUGGCCAGAAUAGCCCAGCUAUACAUUACAGCCUUCCUUCCAGCAGUACCAGCAAUGUUUCUGCAUCGUCUUCAGUCAUCUUAUCUGCAAAACCAGGACAUCAUACUGCCUCAGAUGUACACUGCUGCUUUGGCAAACGUAGCCAAUGUGAUGACCAACUACAUAUUCCUUCAUUGGCUGGAUCUGGGAGUUUAUGGAUCUGCAGCAGCUAAUACUCUGUCUCACAUUUACAACUGUGCGUUUCUAUUUGCCUACAUUUGGUGGAAGAAGCUCUACGUAGCGACAUGGGGAGGCUGGUCCCUAGAAUCACUGCAGGAGUGGGGCUCCUAUAUGAAACUAGCCAUUCCCAGUACAUUAAUGACAUGUUUUGAAUGGUGGGUUUAUCAGUUUGGGGGAUUCUUUGCAGGAAUGCUGAGUGAGAAUGAACUGGCAGCUCAGCAUGCUGUGAUAAUGGUGACAUUUAUAACCUACAUGUUCCCUUAUGCUAUUCAAGCAGCAGCAUGUGCCCGCGUAGGGAACGCCCUUGGAGCAGGGGACACCGACAGGGCCAUGCUCUCCAGUAAGAUGUCACUCACACUUGCAGCAAGUUUUGCGGUUGUUGAGGGUCUUGUACUUGCCUCUACUAAAACAGUAAUUGGCUUCAUAUUCACCUCUGACAAGGAGAUUGUAGGUCUUGUUUCCCAUUUGAUGAAUGCGUAUUGCUUUCUUCAGUUCUUCGACGGACUUGUGUGUGUUUGCACUGGCAUUUUCUUGGGCACGGGAAAACAGAAAAUACCAGCUGUAGCUAAUCUCGUCGGGUACUACGGCAUAGGACUUCCAUUGAGCAUCGUCCUAAUGUUCGUGGCAAACCUGAGAGUCCUGGGUUACUGGCUAGGGCUGCUCAUUUGUGUCAUCUUACAAUCCACCUUCUACAUCGUUGUCAUCUUUAAUUUAAAAUGGAAGGAAAUGACAGAAGAGGCUGUGAAACGAGCCCUGAAAAAGACAUACAUAGCUGUUUCAGACGCUAGCGGACAGUCAUCAAGUAAUGUUAAACCAGGAGACGACUGCACAUCAGAGAGCACAACACACGAUGAUGAAGAUAAGCAAAUGCAUGAGCUACCUCAACUUCAAGAUCGUCUCUCUUCUACCCAGCUGAUCCUCAGACGAGGCCUUGCAGUGUUCAUAGCUGUCGCUCUUCUGGCUGCGGGAGCAAGCGUCCACUUCCUUGUGCCAUUGCCAAAGCCUAGGCAUUCAGAGGCCAGGAACAUAGACUGGAUUAAUGCUACUGAUACUCCUAAUCGGAAUCUUUCCACCGUGUUGGUCUCAUUAGCUCAGUAA